UCCUCUCUCCUUCCGGAACUCCGGCCGUGGUCAGCAGCUCCGGGCGGCGCAAGCGGUCAGACAUGUUCAGCACGCGCGCUGCCCGCGACCCGCUGUCUAGCUGUGACAGCGGCUGCCGCUCCGCGUCCAUGGUGGUCGUGUUCCUGGUGGUGGCCCUGAUGGCUAACCCCGCAGGCUGCGCCAUGGGUCCCGAGGAGAGCUGUCAGCUACGGCCCGUCAUACACGUGCUCAAGCAGCCAGGCUGCCAGCCCAAGCCCAUACCGUCAUUCGCCUGCCAGGGGUCGUGUUCGUCCUACGUCCAGGUGUCCGGCUCCCGUUACUGGCAGGUGGAGCGGUCGUGCAUGUGCUGCCAGGAGAUGGGCGAGCGCGAGGCCACCAAAGCUGUGUUCUGCCCGAAAGGACCGGGCCCCAAGUUUCGCAAGCUGGUCACCCGGGCGCCGGUCGAGUGCAUGUGCCGACCGUGCACGGCCCCCGACGAAGCUUCGGUGCUGCCGCAAGAGUUCGUCGGCCUCUGACCCGCCAGUCUGCAACUCAGUAGGGGAAGAAAAGAUAAAUAAAGGCAUUUACAUUCUC
Messenger RNA from Dermacentor silvarum, 573 nucleotides. RefSeq names its product bursicon (gene Burs). Bases 63 to 515 code for a protein of 150 amino acids. Gene Ontology annotation, biological process: animal organ morphogenesis. The transcript has 3 exons. Gene Ontology annotation, molecular function: BMP binding; receptor ligand activity. Lineage: Eukaryota; Metazoa; Arthropoda; Arachnida; Ixodida; Ixodidae. The record is from RefSeq and is a predicted model, not a curated record.